Molecule: messenger RNA, 1089 nt
Organism: Lottia gigantea (owl limpet)
Lineage: Eukaryota; Metazoa; Mollusca; Gastropoda; Lottiidae
Exons: 10
Coding region: 1-1089 (362 amino acids)
Biological process (GO): mRNA splicing, via spliceosome
Cellular component (GO): U2AF complex; spliceosomal complex
Molecular function (GO): metal ion binding; pre-mRNA 3'-splice site binding
Source: RefSeq, a predicted model, not a curated record
AUGGUUGCCGAAAACGAAAAGUAUGUUUCAUUGAAAAAAGAAUCGGAGGUAGAAGCACAAAAAGAUGAUAAAGACACUCAUCAAAUGAGUCACAAGGAAUGGAAAAAAAUGAAACGAAAACAGAAACGACAACUACUGGCGAAAAAUCGAAAAUCAGAAAAUACAAAUAUUCAUGAAGGCAGUAGCUCUGAUGAAGAGAAAAAAAUACGAGAAGAAAAGGAAAAAGAAAUGCAGCACAUUUUAUUUUUAGAAAGAGAAAAAUUAGCCCAACAAUUAUUUCAAGCUAAAAUAGAACGACAAAAAAAGGAGAAAGAUUAUCUUGAAGAACAACAGAGAAAAAUUAAAGAAGAAUGGGAGGAACUUCAGAAAAUGGAAGAGAAGGAAAAAGAUAGAAGAGAAAGAGAUGAACAGAGAGAAAAAGAUAGAAAGAAUGCCUGGCAUAAUCCUAUAGCUCCAGUCAAUUAUAACAGUCAAAGACCACAGAAUAAUUGUCCAUUCUUUAUGAAAACUGGAGCCUGUAAAUAUGGUGAUACCUGUUCUAGAACUCAUGAAUAUCCAGCCGAGAGUAAUACUGUUCUUUUACCAGGAAUGUUUAGUCAUUUUAGACUAGAUCAAACAUUAAUAGAUGAAUAUGAUACAGAUUUAAGUUUAGAGUAUGAAGAUACAGAUCUAUAUAACAGUUUUCUAGAAUUUUAUCAAGAUGUCUUGCCAGAGUUUCAAUCUAUAGGAAAAGUCAUACAGUUUAAAGUCUGCUCUAAUUGUGCACCUCAUCUUCGAGGAAAUGUUUAUGUUGCCUUUGAAAAACCAGAAGAUGCUAGUAAAGCUAUAAUUAAGUUUAAUGGUAGAUGGUAUGCUGGUAAACAGUUAAACUGUGAAUAUAGAACAAUAGACAAAUGGAAGUCAGCUAUCUGUGGACUGUCUUUUCAGAAUUCCUGUCCUAAAGGCAAUGUAUGUAAUUUUCUUCAUGUGUUUAAAAAUCCUAACAAUGAAUUUCGAGAUUCAGAUUAUGAUUACCAAUAUAACAGUCGCAAACGUGCAUUUCAUAGAUACGAGUCCAGACAGGGUUCUUAUCGAAGAAUCUUUAAAUAA